Molecule: messenger RNA, 324 nt
Organism: Bipolaris sorokiniana ND90Pr
Lineage: Eukaryota; Fungi; Ascomycota; Dothideomycetes; Pleosporales; Pleosporaceae
Exons: 2
Coding region: 34-324 (96 amino acids)
Source: RefSeq, a predicted model, not a curated record
AGGCAUAUUCAUCCCACGCCAUCUGUAGCCACAAUGUCACUUCCGACUCCAGCCAGUCCAACAACCAACAACGCACCUCCACACCCACACACACAACAACAACAACAACAACAACAACAACAACAACAACAACAACAACAACAACAACAACAACAACAACAACAACAACAACAACAACAACAACAACAACAACAACAACAACAACAACAACAACAACAGCAACAACAACAGCAGCAACCGAAGCAACCGAAGCAAAAAAGACUCACCGCGCUUCAAGCCCCUAGCCUCCAUCGCCGAAACGACGAUGCUGAGGGAGGAAUAUGA